Messenger RNA from Kalmanozyma brasiliensis GHG001, 2631 nucleotides. Its product is annotated as SH3-binding, glutamic acid-rich protein. The coding region runs from base 1 to 2631 and encodes 876 amino acids. Lineage: Eukaryota; Fungi; Basidiomycota; Ustilaginomycetes; Ustilaginales. The record is from RefSeq and is a predicted model, not a curated record. Gene Ontology annotation, cellular component: cytoplasm. The transcript has a single exon.
AUGGCAGGGCCCGUCGUCGAGCUCUUCAGCACUUCGAUCUUGUCCAACGUCAAAGUUCGCUCCCGUCACGAGCGUUACACCUCGGUCCUGGCCAUCAAAAAGGUCCCCUAUGUCUACCAUGAUCUCGCCUCGGACGAUGACGCGAAGAGCAGGUGGCGACGCAAAGCGAAGGACCCGCAGCUUCCGGGUAUCUUGGUCAACAACGAAUGGGUAGGAUCCUUCGACGAGUUUGAAGAGGCAGUCGAGUUCGGAGAGCUUGAGCUCUUCCUCGGAGUCGCACCAGCGGAAGCACAGACCCUACCAACAGCUCCUCAUCCAGCUCAAUUCGCAGUGAGCUCCAAGGAUCCCAGCCUGUACCCGACUCUGCCCUACGCCGCCGAGGGCGCUGGCCGCUGGAAGGAGCCCGAUGCGGACCAAUUCAUCUCGUCGCUCAACAUCAAGGAGGAGGAGCUCAACGACGCUGAUGUCGAUGCGAUGCUCACUGAUAUCGGUAAGCUGGCCUCUGCGCCGGCUUCGACCACGGAAAAGAAGUAUGUGCCUUCCAAGGAGGCCGCCAUCAAGCCCUUGCGCUUCGCCAAGAUGGGCCCCACCACAUCACAUCAGAGGAUGCCUUCUGGCUCGUCGGGUACAUCCAGUCCAGCCGCAGGUACACGCGCAUCUCCCAUAGCAAGGUAUUCAGCAACGCAGAGGUCAACCAAGGCUCUGGCCGCAGAGGCGGACGCGCUCACCUCGAAUCGAAAGACCUCCGGCGCAUUGCUGCGCGAGGCCGUGUCGCAGGGCAAGACGCUCGACGAUGCCAUGGAGGAGAGCCGUAUGAGGCACGUUCUUAGCCAAGACAACAUCGACGAUCUUUUCGCGUCUCUCGGGCUCAGCAACGUGGACAUCGGCGAUGACGAGGUGGACCAGUUCCUCGACCAGGGCGCGAUCCCUAAGGGUCUGCGCUUAGGUGGAGACCGUGUGCAUCGAUCAUCGUCGAGGGCGGACAAGGCAAGGGACACAGCAGUCGCGAAGGACUUGGUGCUCAAGGCGAGAGAGAAGGGACAUGGCUCGGCUCGUACCAGUCUCUCCAACGAUGGCUCCAAGCUGGCGCAACUGCAACCUGCGUCUAGCAUCGGGACGGCAGCCGAGACUCAGUCGAGCCUUCCUGCCAGCAUCUUGGCUGUGCCAUCUCAAGCUGCGAACAUUGUUGAAGGCGUUCCAAAGGCUUCUGGUUCCGAUGGAAUCGAGGCCAACGAAGCACCAGAUGUGAAAGAAGUGGAACUUGAUGGAGGCGUUGCCAUCAAGAGCGGCGACGACUCCGAAGACACUCUUUCAAACGCCGUCAACGAGGAUGAGGCGACAGCUGCGACUCGUCAGGCGAUAGAUAGCGGGGCCGACAAGGAAGAAGGCGAGCGAGCUGAGACGAAGUUGGCUGCUGCGGAUCAGGCUGUAGGUUCGAACGGGAUUAGCACGAUCGCCUCAGAGCAGCCGGUCGUGCCCUCUCUAAGCCUAUCGUCACAAGACGAGUCGCAUGUUUCCGAGAAGGGAUCGACGCUUGCGAAGGCGGAACCAACGAUAUCUAGCACAGAUGCGCAAGACCCUCCGGCCACGGGGACGGUGGCGCCAAGCAGAAGCGGGGUCUCGUUGGACACAGACGGUGACGAGAGCGAACCAAUCGUCAGAAUGGGAGACGACAAGGGGGAGGAUAAGGUCGAGGCCGCAGCGUCAGCAGCAGCGGACGGUGAAGCAGCAUCGGUUGCGACAUCCGAGGUGCCUUCCGUCGUCACGGCGUCCCAAAACGUCAAGGUGCAAGGAAGCGAUGCAAUCGUCCCGGUUGAGGUCGAAGGAGAGCUUACACCAACCAAGGAGGCUCCCUCGCUAGUGUCGACAGCAGCAGAGCCGACGCAGCCAGCGUCCACAGCAGCAGCAUCGCUAGAGACGCACAUCGCCGAGGACGACGACUUCAGCCUGGAGCUGGCGCAAGCAGCAUCGAUCGCCUCACGCUACGAGGAGCGCAAGACGCCCACUCCAAGUCCGCAACGCCCAAGUAUCUCUAGCGGUCUCGACGCGAUAAGCCCAACCAAGCCGACAGCAGUCACAUCAGCCGACGCCCUAUCACCGCCGCUCGGUCACGUGGGAGGAGAAGCCGACCAAGAAGACUCGGAGAGUCCGCUUCAUCUUGGUGUCGAAGCUGCGGUCGAUCCGAGCCACCAGACUUCCUCUCGACGCCAAGCCUCGUCGUCGUCGACCUCGUCACGCAGGGCCAUCGAUGUCCCGAGGCCCAUCGCUCCGCAAUCGGUCUCGCCGCCCGCGUCUGGGUUCUCCGACAAUCCAAUGUCACCCGAUACGCUGGCCAAGAGGAAGAAGGGCAUUCUCGGAUUUGGGCUAGGCAGGGACAAAGAAAAGGACAAGGAAAAUCUGAGCACCAACACGAACGCAGCCAACAGUAAAGCUGGAGGUGGUGUGACGCGAGGACACGAACGCACCAUCUCGCAGAUUCUCAGGGAUGCGGACGCAGUGCUGCAGUCGGACGACUACGAGGAAGCAGGCGGAGAGGAUACGGUCGACUCGGCCAUGCUGUUUGGAAGCGCGACAGUUGACGUGGAAGCAGGCCAAACUCCAAGCUUGCGAGGCGCUUCUCGUCCGCUCUGA